GACAACGUCUUUACAAACUCCUCCGGGAGUAGGCGCCUGCAAGGUGUUCCACAGAUGUUGAUCCUGCUAAAUGGUGGAAGUUCUUUUGACAAUGUAGAUGCCCCAGCCUCUGCUCUCAAACAGCAGGGCAUCUUUGCCAUUGGCAUUGGAACAAGGAACUCUGACAGUAGAGAGCUGCAGAAGAUAUCAUAUGACCCUAGUUACGCUCUAUCAGUGUCUGACUUCACUGACCUCCCCAGUGUCCAAGAACAGCUCUCCUCUGUAAUGAGCACAGUGCUAGUGAGGGCCACGCCCAUGACACCAACAGUAACUGUGGACAGAAAGGCACCAGGAAGGGAUGUUGUGUUCUUGUUGGAUGGAUCUGAUAGUACUAGAACUGGAUUCCCAGCUAUGCGAGACUUUGUCCAAAGAGUAGUAGAGACACUCAGUGUGGAUGACAACAAGGACCGUGUCUCAGUGGUUCAGUACAGCAGAGAUCCAGCUGUCCAGUUCUAUCUGAACACGUACAGCACAAAGGGCGAGGUCCUUGACACUGUUAAAGGUUUGAGGCACAAAGGCGGAAGACCCCUCAACACUGGAGCAGCUCUCCAGUUCGUGAGGGAUAAUGUCUUCACGGCCUCUGCCGGAAGCAGGCGCCUGGAAGGAGUCCCACAGGUGCUGAUAUUGUUAAGUGGUGGAAGGUCUUUUGACAGUGUUGAUGAACCAGCUUCUGCUCUCAAACAGCUGGGAGUCUUGACCUUUGCAAUCGGAACCAGGAGCUCUGAUAGCAAAGAACUGCAGAAGAUAUCCUACGACCCCAGUUAUGCUCUAUCUGUGUCUGAAUUCACUGACCUUCCCAGUGUCCAACAACAACUUCAGUCUUCCGUGGAAGCUGUGGUUGUUGACGUCACCCCAGAGUCACCAACUGUACCUGUUGACACUGCCAAAAAGGAUAUCGUAUUCCUUCUGGAUGGUUCCGAUGGCACAAGGAAUGGCUUCCCUGCCAUGCGUGAUUUUGUUGAGAGAGUGGUGGAGAAACUCAAUGUGGGACAAAACAAAGACCGUGUCUCUGUGGUCCAGUACAGCAGAGAUGCAGAGGUCCAUUUCUAUCUGAACACGUACACAACCAGAGAGGAUAUUGUGGAUUCGGUCAGAGGGCUGAAACACAAAGGAGGCAGACCCCUCAACACCGGGGCAGCCCUCCGGUACGUCAGGGACAACGUCUUUACAAACUCCUCCGGGAGUAGGCGCCUGCAAGGUGUUCCACAGAUGUUGAUCCUGCUAAAUGGUGGAAGUUCUUUUGACAAUGUAGAUGCCCCAGCCUCUGCUCUCAAACAGCAGGGCAUCUUUGCCAUUGGCAUUGGAACAAGGAACUCUGACAGUAGAGAGCUGCAGAAGAUAUCAUAUGACCCUAGUUACGCUCUAUCAGUGUCUGACUUCACUGACCUCCCCAGUGUCCAAGAACAGCUCUCCUCUGUAAUGAGCACAGUGCUAGUGAGGGCCACGCCCAUGACACCAACAGUAACUGUGGACAGAAAGGCACCAGGAAGGGAUGUUGUGUUCUUGUUGGAUGGAUCUGAUAGUACUAGAACUGGAUUCCCAGCUAUGCGAGACUUUGUCCAAAGAGUAGUAGAGACACUCAGUGUGGAUGACAACAAGGACCGUGUCUCAGUGGUUCAGUACAGCAGAGAUCCAGCUGUCCAGUUCUAUCUGAACACGUACAGCACAAAGGGCGAGGUCCUUGACACUGUUAAAGGUUUGAGGCACAAAGGCGGAAGACCCCUCAACACUGGAGCAGCUCUCCAGUUCGUGAGGGAUAAUGUCUUCACGGCCUCUGCCGGAAGCAGGCGCCUGGAAGGAGUCCCACAGGUGCUGAUAUUGUUAAGUGGUGGAAGGUCUUUUGACAGUGUUGAUGAACCAGCUUCUGCUCUCAAACAGCUGGGAGUCUUGACCUUUGCAAUCGGAACCAGGAGCUCUGAUAGCAAAGAACUGCAGAAGAUAUCCUACGACCCCAGUUAUGCUCUAUCUGUGUCUGAAUUCACUGACCUUCCCAGUGUCCAACAACAACUUCAGUCUUCCGUGGAAGCUGUGGUUGUUGACGUCACCCCAGAGUCACCAACUGUACCUGUUGACACUGCCAAAAAGGAUAUCGUAUUCCUUCUGGAUGGUUCCGAUGGCACAAGGAAUGGCUUCCCUGCCAUGCGUGAUUUUGUUGAGAGAGUGGUGGAGAAACUCAAUGUGGGACAAAACAAAGACCGUGUCUCUGUGGUCCAGUACAGCAGAGAUGCAGAGGUCCAUUUCUAUCUGAACACGUACACCACCAGAGAGGAUAUUGUGGAUUCGGUCAGAGGGCUGAAACACAAAGGAGGCAGACCCCUCAACACCGGGGCAGCCCUCCAGUACGUCAGGGACAAUGUCUUUACAAACUCCUCCGGGAGUAGGCGCCUGCAAGGUGUUCCACAGAUGUUGAUCCUGCUAAAUGGUGGAAGUUCUUUUGACAAUGUAGAUGCCCCAGCCUCUGCUCUCAAACAGCAGGGCAUCUUUGCCAUUGGCAUUGGAACAAGGAACUCUGACAGUAGAGAGCUGCAGAAGAUAUCAUAUGACCCUAGUUACGCUCUAUCAGUGUCUGACUUCACUGACCUCCCCAGUGUCCAAGAACAGCUCUCCUCUGUAAUGAGCACAGUGCAAGUGAGGGCCACGCCCAUGACACCAACAGUAACUGUGGACAGAAAGGCACCAGGAAGGGAUGUUGUGUUCUUGUUGGAUGGAUCUGAUAGUACUAGAACUGGAUUCCCAGCUAUGCGAGACUUUGUCCAAAGAGUAGUAGAGACACUCAGUGUGGAUGACAACAAGGACCGUGUCUCAGUGGUUCAGUACAGCAGAGAUCCAGCUGUCCAGUUCUAUCUGAACACGUACAGCACAAAGGGCGAGGUCCUUGACACUGUUAAAGGUUUGAGGCACAAAGGCGGAAGACCCCUCAACACUGGAGCAGCUCUCCAGUUCGUGAGGGAUAAUGUCUUCACGGCCUCUGCCGGAAGCAGGCGCCUGGAAGGAGUCCCACAGGUGCUGAUAUUGUUAAGUGGUGGAAGGUCUUUUGACAGUGUUGAUGAACCAGCUUCUGCUCUCAAACAGCUGGGAGUCUUGACCUUUGCAAUCGGAACCAGGAGCUCUGAUAGCAAAGAACUGCAGAAGAUAUCCUACGACCCCAGUUAUGCUCUAUCUGUGUCUGAAUUCACUGACCUUCCCAGUGUCCAACAACAACUUCAGUCUUCCGUGGAAGCUGUGGUUGUUGACGUCACCCCAGAGUCACCAACUGUACCUGUUGACACUGCCAAAAAGGAUAUCGUAUUCCUUCUGGAUGGUUCCGAUGGCACAAGGAAUGGCUUCCCUGCCAUGCGUGAUUUUGUUGAGAGAGUGGUGGAGAAACUCAAUGUGGGACAAAACAAAGACCGUGUCUCUGUGGUCCAGUACAGCAGAGAUGCAGAGGUCCAUUUCUAUCUGAACACGUACACCACCAGAGAGGAUAUUGUGGAUUCGGUCAGAGGGCUGAAACACAAAGGAGGCAGACCCCUCAACACCGGGGCAGCCCUCCAGUACGUCAGGGACAACGUCUUUACAAACUCCUCCGGGAGUAGGCGCCUGCAAGGUGUUCCACAGAUGUUGAUCCUGCUAAAUGGUGGAAGUUCUUUUGACAAUGUAGAUGCCCCAGCCUCUGCUCUCAAACAGCAGGGCAUCUUUGCCAUUGGCAUUGGAACAAGGAACUCUGACAGUAGAGAGCUGCAGAAGAUAUCAUAUGACCCUAGUUACGCUCUAUCAGUGUCUGACUUCACUGACCUCCCCAGUGUCCAAGAACAGCUCUCCUCUGUAAUGAGCACAGUGCUAGUGAGGGCCACGCCCAUGACACCAACAGUAACUGUGGACAGAAAGGCACCAGGAAGGGAUGUUGUGUUCUUGUUGGAUGGAUCUGAUAGUACUAGAACUGGAUUCCCAGCUAUGCGAGACUUUGUCCAAAGAGUAGUAGAGACACUCAGUGUGGAUGACAACAAGGACCGUGUCUCAGUGGUUCAGUACAGCAGAGAUCCAGCUGUCCAGUUCUAUCUGAACACGUACAGCACAAAGGGCGAGGUCCUUGACACUGUUAAAGGUUUGAGGCACAAAGGCGGAAGACCCCUCAACACUGGAGCAGCUCUCCAGUUCGUGAGGGAUAAUGUCUUCACGGCCUCUGCCGGAAGCAGGCGCCUGGAAGGAGUCCCACAGGUGCUGAUAUUGUUAAGUGGUGGAAGGUCUUUUGACAGUGUUGAUGAACCAGCUUCUGCUCUCAAACAGCUGGGAGUCUUGACCUUUGCAAUCGGAACCAGGAGCUCUGAUAGCAAAGAACUGCAGAAGAUAUCCUACGACCCCAGUUAUGCUCUAUCUGUGUCUGAAUUCACUGACCUUCCCAGUGUCCAACAACAACUUCAGUCUUCCGUGGAAGCUGUGGUUGUUGACGUCACCCCAGAGUCACCAACUGUACCUGUUGACACUGCCAAAAAGGAUAUCGUAUUCCUUCUGGAUGGUUCCGAUGGCACAAGGAAUGGCUUCCCUGCCAUGCGUGAUUUUGUUGAGAGAGUGGUGGAGAAACUCAAUGUGGGACAAAACAAAGACCGUGUCUCUGUGGUCCAGUACAGCAGAGAUGCAGAGGUCCAUUUCUAUCUGAACACGUACACCACCAGAGAGGAUAUUGUGGAUUCGGUCAGAGGGCUCAAACACAAAGGAGGCAGACCCCUCAACACCGGGGCAGCCCUCCAGUACGUCAGGGACAACGUCUUUACAAACUCCUCCGGGAGUAGGCGCCUGCAAGGUGUUCCACAGAUGUUGAUCCUGCUAAAUGGUGGAAGUUCUUUUGACAAUGUAGAUGCCCCAGCCUCUGCUCUCAAACAGCAGGGCAUCUUUGCCAUUGGCAUUGGAACAAGGAACUCUGACAGUAGAGAGCUGCAGAAGAUAUCAUAUGACCCUAGUUACGCUCUAUCAGUGUCUGACUUCACUGACCUCCCCAGUGUCCAAGAACAGCUCUCCUCUGUAAUGAGCACAGUGCUAGUGAGGGCCACGCCCAUGACACCAACAGUAACUGUGGACAGAAAGGCACCAGGAAGGGAUGUUGUGUUCUUGUUGGAUGGAUCUGAUAGUACUAGAACUGGAUUCCCAGCUAUGCGAGACUUUGUCCAAAGAGUAGUAGAGACACUCAGUGUGGAUGACAACAAGGACCGUGUCUCAGUGGUUCAGUACAGCAGAGAUCCAGCUGUCCAGUUCUAUCUGAACACGUACAGCACAAAGGGCGAGGUCCUUGACACUGUUAAAGGUUUGAGGCACAAAGGCGGAAGACCCCUCAACACUGGAGCAGCUCUCCAGUUCGUGAGGGAUAAUGUAUUCACGGCCUCUGCCGGAAGCAGGCGCCUGGAAGGAGUCCCACAGGUGCUGAUAUUGUUAAGUGGUGGAAGGUCAUUUGACAGUGUUGAUGAACCAGCUUCUGCUCUCAAACAGCUGGGAGUCUUGACCUUUGCAAUCGGAACCAGGAGCUCUGAUAGCAAAGAACUGCAGAAGAUAUCCUACGACCCCAGUUAUGCUCUAUCUGUGUCUGAAUUCACUGACCUUCCCAGUGUCCAACAACAACUUCAGUCUUCCGUGGAAGCUGUGGUUGUUGACGUCACCCCAGAGUCACCAACUGUACCUGUUGACACUGCCAAAAAGGAUAUCGUAUUCCUUCUGGAUGGUUCCGAUGGCACAAGGAAUGGCUUCCCUGCCAUGCGUGAUUUUGUUGAGAGAGUGGUGGAGAAACUCAAUGUGGGACAAAACAAAGACCGUGUCUCUGUGGUCCAGUACAGCAGAGAUGCAGAGGUCCAUUUCUAUCUGAACACGUACACCACCAGAGAGGAUAUUGUGGAUUCGGUCAGAGGGCUGAAACACAAUGGAGGCAGACCCCUCAACACCGGGGCAGCCCUCCAGUACGUCAGGGACAACGUCUUUACAAACUCCUCCGGGAGUAGGCGCCUGCAAGGUGUUCCACAGAUGUUGAUCCUGCUAAAUGGUGGAAGUUCUUUUGACAAUGUAGAUGCCCCAGCCUCUGCUCUCAAACAGCAGGGCAUCUUUGCCAUUGGCAUUGGAACAAGGAACUCUGACAGUAGAGAGCUGCAGAAGAUAUCAUAUGACCCUAGUUACGCUCUAUCAGUGUCUGACUUCACUGACCUCCCCAGUGUCCAAGAACAGCUCUCCUCUGUAAUGAGCACAGUGCUAGUGAGGGCCACGCCCAUGACACCAACAGUAACUGUGGACAGAAAGGCACCAGGAAGGGAUGUUGUGUUCUUGUUGGAUGGAUCUGAUAGUACUAGAACUGGAUUCCCAGCUAUGCGAGACUUUGUCCAAAGAGUAGUAGAGACACUCAGUGUGGAUGACAACAAGGACCGUGUCUCAGUGGUUCAGUACAGCAGAGAUCCAGCUGUCCAGUUCUAUCUGAACACGUACAGCACAAAGGGCGAGGUCCUUGACACUGUUAAAGGUUUGAGGCACAAAGGCGGAAGACCCCUCAACACUGGAGCAGCUCUCCAGUUCGUGAGGGAUAAUGUCUUCACGGCCUCUGCCGGAAGCAGGCGCCUGGAAGGAGUCCCACAGGUGCUGAUAUUGUUAAGUGGUGGAAGGUCUUUUGACAGUGUUGAUGAACCAGCUUCUGCUCUCAAACAGCUGGGAGUCUUGACCUUUGCAAUCGGAACCAGGAGCUCUGAUAGCAAAGAACUGCAGAAGAUAUCCUACGACCCCAGUUAUGCUCUAUCUGUGUCUGAAUUCACUGACCUUCCCAGUGUCCAACAACAACUUCAGUCUUCCGUGGAAGCUGUGGUUGUUGACGUCACCCCAGAGUCACCAACUGUACCUGUUGACACUGCCAAAAAGGAUAUCGUAUUCCUUCUGGAUGGUUCCGAUGGCACAAGGAAUGGCUUCCCUGCCAUGCGUGAUUUUGUUGAGAGAGUGGUGGAGAAACUCAAUGUGGGACAAAACAAAGACCGUGUCUCUGUGGUCCAGUACAGCAGAGAUGCAGAGGUCCAUUUCUAUCUGAACACGUACACCACCAGAGAGGAUAUUGUGGAUUCGGUCAGAGGGCUGAAACACAAAGGAGGCAGACCCCUCAACACCGGGGCAGCCCUCCAGUACGUCAGGGACAACGUCUUUACAAACUCCUCCGGGAGUAGGCGCCUGCAAGGUGUUCCACAGAUGUUGAUCCUGCUAAAUGGUGGAAGUUCUUUUGACAAUGUAGAUGCCCCAGCCUCUGCUCUCAAACAGCAGGGCAUCUUUGCCAUUGGCAUUGGAACAAGGAACUCUGACAGUAGAGAGCUGCAGAAGAUAUCAUAUGACCCUAGUUACGCUCUAUCAGUGUCUGACUUCACUGACCUCCCCAGUGUCCAAGAACAGCUCUCCUCUGUAAUGAGCACAGUGCUAGUGAGGGCCACGCCCAUGACACCAACAGUAACUGUGGACAGAAAGGCACCAGGAAGGGAUGUUGUGUUCUUGUUGGAUGGAUCUGAUAGUACUAGAACUGGAUUCCCAGCUAUGCGAGACUUUGUCCAAAGAGUAGUAGAGACACUCAGUGUGGAUGACAACAAGGACCGUGUCUCAGUGGUUCAGUACAGCAGAGAUCCAGCUGUCCAGUUCUAUCUGAACACGUACAGCACAAAGGGCGAGGUCCUUGACACUGUUAAAGGUUUGAGGCACAAAGGCGGAAGACCCCUAAACACUGGAGCAGCUCUCCAGUUCGUGAGGGAUAAUGUCUUCACGGCCUCUGCCGGAAGCAGGCGCCUGGAAGGAGUCCCACAGGUGCUGAUAUUGUUAAGUGGUGGAAGGUCAUUUGACAGUGUUGAUGAACCAGCUUCUGCUCUCAAACAGCUGGGAGUCUUGACCUUUGCAAUCGGAACCAGGAGCUCUGAUAGCAAAGAACUGCAGAAGAUAUCCUACGACCCCAGUUAUGCUCUAUCUGUGUCUGAAUUCACUGACCUUCCCAGUGUCCAACAACAACUUCAGUCUUCCGUGGAAGCUGUGGUUGUUGACGUCACCCCAGAGUCACCAACUGUACCUGUUGACACUGCCAAAAAGGAUAUCGUAUUCCUUCUGGAUGGUUCCGAUGGCACAAGGAAUGGCUUCCCUGCCAUGCGUGAUUUUGUUGAGAGAGUGGUGGAGAAACUCAAUGUGGGACAAAACAAAGACCGUGUCUCUGUGGUCCAGUACAGCAGAGAUGCAGAGGUCCAUUUCUAUCUGAACACGUACACCACCAGAGAGGAUAUUGUGGAUUCGGUCAGAGGGCUGAAACACAAUGGAGGCAGACCCCUCAACACCGGGGCAGCCCUCCAGUACGUCAGGGACAACGUCUUUACAAACUCCUCCGGGAGUAGGCGCCUGCAAGGUGUUCCACAGAUGUUGAUCCUGCUAAAUGGUGGAAGUUCUUUUGACAAUGUAGAUGCCCCAGCCUCUGCUCUCAAACAGCAGGGCAUCUUUGCCAUUGGCAUUGGAACAAGGAACUCUGACAGUAGAGAGCUGCAGAAGAUAUCAUAUGACCCUAGUUACGCUCUAUCAGUGUCUGACUUCACUGACCUCCCCAGUGUCCAAGAACAGCUCUCCUCUGUAAUGAGCACAGUGCUAGUGAGGGCCACGCCCAUGACACCAACAGUAACUGGUAAGAAAGUGACCCAUUUUUCCAUCCCACGAUCAUGGUGGGACGCAAACUGAAGUGUAAUAAAUUGUAUUUUUACUGAGUUUGAGUCUGCCAGUGCCACUUAGGAGAAAAUAAUUUG
This is a messenger RNA of Thunnus maccoyii (southern bluefin tuna), 8789 nucleotides long. Its product is annotated as collagen alpha-3(VI) chain-like. The coding region runs from base 55 to 8724 and encodes 2889 amino acids. The record is from RefSeq and is a predicted model, not a curated record. Lineage: Eukaryota; Metazoa; Chordata; Actinopteri; Scombriformes; Scombridae. The transcript is spliced from 15 exons.